AUGUCUGUUACCGAUGUUUUGUGUUGCCUAACAAAUUGCUAUCAGAGCCCUUCUUCUAAUGGGACCAAAAAAGGACGCACCUAUGGAGGUUGUCGAGGAGGCUUGGCAGAUCUACAGUUGGGGUUUCGGUCGGAAUUGAUGGGGGUUCGAUCUGAUUUCCAGCACUUACCCCAAGAGAUGGAUACGUUGAAAUCGGAAUUUGCUUCAAUGCAGAAGAAAAUGGACUUCAUGGUGGCUCAAAUGACUCAGUUCUUCCAAGCAGCUAGGCAGCCCCGACCAGAGACGACUGCAGCUAGCAUUGACAGACAGCGGAAGGCGGUGGAGGCAGAGAAUUCGUCGGCGGCGGGACCGGCUACAAAUGCUCCAGGUCCAUCUUCCCAUCCUCACUUCCACAGGUCCGAUCAGUGGCCUUCGCCAGAACACCCACACGGUCGAGACUACCGGCCACCACGAAUGGAGCUUCCGUUGUUCUCCGGCGACAAUCCCGACGGCUGGAUAUUCAGAGUCAAGCGUUUCUUUCUUCUGAACAGGAUGCCCGAGGAACACAUGCUAGAGGCGGCAAUCAUUGGAUUAGAGGGAGAUGCUCUAUCCUGGUUUCAAUGGGAAAAUCAAAGGCGGCCGAUAACGUCCUGGAUGGCGUUGAAGACAUUAUUGCUGUUACGAUUCCACACAGUUGCAGUAGGUUCCACGGCGGAGGAGUGGUUGUCCGUGGUGCAGGAGACCACUGUCAAGGACUACCGCCUGAAAUGGGAGACACUGGCAUCUCGGGUCAGUGGGGUACCCGAACAUAUUUUGGAAGGGAGUUUUGUUAAGGGGCUGAAGGAAGAAAUCAAAGGGCCCUUGCACAUUUUGCAACCCGUGGGCCUAGCCCAGAUAAUGGAGACGACCCAACGUAUAGAGGAAGGGCAACAAUUGUUGUUAUCAGGCCCAAAUGUUAAGGUACCAGCUGCUAAGCCCACCCCCGGAAACACAUCCUUUCCUCGAUACCCUCCCUUCUUCUCGUCCAGGAGCUUGCCGCCAGCUACAUCUUUUGGGUCAUCUUCCACGGCGCCGUCGUCCACCACGGGGGCUAAGUUGUCCCCGCCGAUCAAGCAACCACAAGUGCGCCGGCUGACAGAGGCCGAAUACCAAGAUAAAAGGGCUAGAGGAGUUUGUUUCAGGUGUGAUAAAAAGUUUCAUAGGGGCCAUGAAUGCGAGCAGAAGACGCUGCAAGUUAUGUUAAUCAUGGACGAGGAAGACAGUUCACCAACUCUGGAAUCACCACCAGCAACUCCAGACUCAUCCUCAGAAGACACCACCGAAGAAACACUUGCAACAUUAUCUCUCAACUCCUUAGUAGGGAUCUCUUCUGCCCAUACCAUGAAGUUGGCUGGGAAAAUAGGGCAGCAACAGGUCACUGUGCUUAUUGAUAGUGGCGCGACACAUAAUUUUAUAUCGUCGGGAGUAGUUCGGGCAGCUAACAUACCACUAACAGAGACAACCUGCUAUGGCAUAUUGCUGGGAACCGGGAGAAAGGUGCGGGCUGAAGGAAUUUGUUCCCAAGCUACACUCGAUUUAGCAACCUUACAAGUAGUGACUGAUUUUUUGCCACUUGAUUUGGGGGGAGCAGAUGUUAUACUCGGCAUAAAGUGGCUUGAAACGUUGGGAAAUAUGCAAGUAAAUUGGCGAACGAUGGUGAUGCGAUUUGGGAUAGCUGGAACGUUGGUCACAUUGCAGGGAGACCCGACUCUCUGUAAAUCACAGAUUUCCCUCAAAGUCAUGAUACGAACAGUCCAAAACGAGGGGCAAGGAUAUUGGGUGCAGCCGAGUUCUUUGGUUCAAGGGGACAUAGAGCCAGCAGAGUUGGGUUCACAAGAAGAGGUGGCAGCAGUUUUGCAGAAACAUGAAGAAGUUUUUAAUAUGCCAGCUGGAUUACCACCCACAAGAGAGCGGGAGCAUGCGAUUACACUGAAAGAAGGGGUCGGGCCGAUUUCAUUUCGUCCUUACCGUUAUGCCCAGGUCCAAAAGGAUGAAAUAGAGCGUUUAAUGGAAGAAAUGUUACAGUCCGGAAUUGUACAGCCCAGUACUAGUCCCUUCUCCAGCCCGGUGUUACUAGUCAAGAAAAAGGAUGGAAGUUGGAGGUUCUGUGUGGACUAUCGUGCACUGAAUAGGGAAACAGUAGCAGAUAAAUUUCCUAUUCUAGUUAUAGAUGAGCUCUUAGAUGAACUACAUGGGGCCACAGUGUUCUCGAAGUUAGACCUCAAGUCAGGUUAUCAUCAGAUUCGAGUAGCAGCAAAGGAUGUAGAGAAAACAGCUUUUAGGACUCAUGAAGGGCAUUAUGAGUUCUUGGUUAUGCCAUUUGGUCUCACAAAUGCCCCCGCGACGUUUCAGGCGCUUAUGAAUGAGGUGUUCCGUGAUUUUUUAAGGAAAUUUGUACUUGUUUUCUUUGAUGACAUUUUAGUUUACAGCCCCACACUGGAAGCCCACGUUGGCCACUUGGAGUUGGUACAUUCACGGCUUCGACAACACGAGUUGUAUGCCAAUAGGAAGAAGUGUUUGUUUGGACAGCCAAGGGUGGAUUAUCUUGGCCAUGUUAUUUCAGCGAACGGAUUCUCAGUCGACCCUAGUAAACUUAAAGUUAUGCAAGAGUGGCCGAUUCCGAAGUCACUUAAGGCGUUGAGGGGUUUUUUGGGGCUGACUGGGUAUUAUCGGAAGUUCGUAAAAGGGUAUGGUGCCAUUGCAAGACCCUUAACAGACCAACUACGCAAAGAGGCUUUUGGGUGGAAUGCGGAAGCGCAAGACGCCUUCGAAAAACUCAAGGCUGCCAUGUGUUCGGUGCCCGUCUUAGCGCUGCCCGAUUUUUCAGCCCCUUUUGUACUAGAGGCGGAUGCGUCCGGAGCGGGUCUCGGGGCUAUAUUAAUGCAGCGACAGCGCCCAAUAGCUUAUUACAGCCAGAUUUUGUCUCAACGGGCUCGCACUAAAUCAGUCUAUGAAAGGGAACUAAUGGCAAUAGUAUUAUAUAUUCAAAAGUGGCGCCCAUACUUAUUAGGGAGGAAAUUUUUGGUGCGAACGGAUCAAAGAAGUCUGAAAUUCUUAUUAGAACAGCGGCUGGUUGCUUCAGAACAUCAAAAAUGGCUGACGAAAUUGUUAGGAUACGACUUCGACAUUCAAUACCGACUGGGUUUGGAAAACAAAGCAGUUGAUGCUUUGUCUAGGGUGUCGCAUGAGGGGGAGCUAGCUGCCAUAUCAAUUCUGACAGUGAUGUCUAUGGCAGAUUUGAAAGCCCAUGUGAUGACUGACCCACAGCUGUCAAAGUUGAUUAAAGAGGUCCAAACGGGGCAAGCUAAGGAGGGGUAUACUUAUAUUCACGGCUGUUUGAAGUACCGAGGCAGGUUGGUAUUGCCUUCCUCCUCUCCAUUUAUUCCAAUACUUUUACAAGAAUAUCAUGGGAGUAACAUUGGGGGAGAUUCGGGAGUCCUUAAGACAUUUCAAAGGGUUGCUAGUGAUCUGUAUUGGCAGGGAAUGAGGCGUGAUAUUCAGGAAUUUGUUGCUGCAUGUGCCAUUUGUCAACAAAACAAGUACUUGGCUCAGUCUCCAGCCGGCUUAUUGUAGCCCUUACCCAUUCCAAAUCAGAUUUGGGAAGACAUUUCCAUGGACUUCAUAGAGGGUCUUCCUCAAUCCAAUGGGUUUGACUCAAUAUUUGUUGUAAUAGAUCGUUUGUCGAAGUAUGGCCACUUUAUUCCUCUUCGCCAUCCAUUCUCGGCUACUACUGUGGCUGCCAUCUUUGUGCGCGAGAUUGUUCGCCUUCAUGGAAUCCCACAAUCCAUUGUAUCGGAUCGUGACAAGAUCUUUCUUAGCUUGUUUUGGAAGGAACUGUUUCGUUUGCAGGGCACAACGUUGAAGCACAGUUCAGCCUAUCAUCCACAGUCCGAUGGGCAAACGGAGGUCGUAAAUCGUUGUUUGGAGAC
Messenger RNA from Humulus lupulus (European hop), 3947 nucleotides. RefSeq lists its product as uncharacterized. Gene Ontology annotation, biological process: proteolysis. The transcript is spliced from 2 exons. Lineage: Eukaryota; Viridiplantae; Streptophyta; Magnoliopsida; Rosales; Cannabaceae. The coding region runs from base 1 to 3591 and encodes 1196 amino acids. Gene Ontology annotation, molecular function: aspartic-type endopeptidase activity. The record is from RefSeq and is a predicted model, not a curated record.